This is a messenger RNA of Triticum aestivum (bread wheat), 14306 nucleotides long. RefSeq lists its product as uncharacterized. The transcript has 6 exons. Bases 7501 to 8568 code for a protein of 355 amino acids. The record is from RefSeq and is a predicted model, not a curated record. Lineage: Eukaryota; Viridiplantae; Streptophyta; Magnoliopsida; Poales; Poaceae.
UCUGCGGUCGGAGUGAGUCGGGUCAUGCGUCCUGCUCUGGCUGACUCCUGCGCCAUGCCCGGUGACCCCGGUCCUGCGGCUGGGUGUGGGCGUUCGCUUUUGCUGCAGCGCAGCCGGUAGUGUUCCCUCACAUCUCGAGACCCGCAUCGUCCUUCCCUCUCCUCCUCCUUUCUCCUCGUCAGCCACCAAUCCGCCUCCUCGUAGCUCCGUUUACUCCACCGAUUUCUCUCCUGCUGCCGGCCUCCCAGCCCCCCACCUCACAACGGCAUUUCCUGAGGAGCAGCGCGAGCGAGGCCAAUAGGCGGACGGAGCGGAUCGUGGGCACGCUGGAUCGUCAUCUGAUUUGGCACCUUUUGGAUCCGCGCCGCUGCGUGCGAUGGUUCUAAAUCAGUGCAGGUCGUCGCCGCGGGAUAGUAGGGCCGGCGGAUUCUUCGCAUCUGGGGCUGGCGGGCAGGGGAGGGUCAGGAGGCUGGCAUGACUUGCUAACGAGCAGAGAGGUCGGCGGCGCUCUCGCUUUGACCGCUUUGCUCUCUUUCUCCUCCUCGCUGUGUUGCGCGCGUGCUCUCUCUCUCUCUCUCUCUCUCUCUCUCUCUCUCUCUCUCUCUCUCUCUCUCUCUCUCUCUCUCUCUCUCUCUCUCUCUUCUUCGAUUGGAUUGCCUCUCCUUCACCGGUGGUGUGCUCUCGUCGGCUGCAAUUGCGUCCAUACUCUGGACGAGACUGCUGGUUGAUUAUCUUGCCAUCCUCUCCUGCGUCCACUGUCUCGCCGUUCUGCCUUCGGCGAUUAAUUGAGGUCGGGUAACUGGACUGUUCUUUUGCUUGUCUGUGGAUGACUAUUCUUUUACCUCUGUGCACCAUCCACGUCAUGCGUGUGCUCUGACUACUUCAUCUCCGUUUAUUUAGCUGGUUCUAGGAUCUCCUUUGUUGCUGCAUCUUGGUCUCCUGCUUUGCUGUAACUAUGUUCUGCUGCUUGAGGAUGGAGCAGCAGGCAUAGAUGAAAUCUACAGCCAAUUUCUAUUGGUUGCGGCAUCUUCCGCAUAGUAACUCUACAAAACAGCCUGCCAGCAUUGAUUCUUGCAAUAAAAAACAUAAGUCUGGCAUCAUUCAUAAAAAGCUUAUAGACUUAGAUAAUUUCUUAAUCCUGCACUGGUUCUCACCAGUGAGAUUGUAGAUGUGGUAUAUUGAGAAUACCAAUGUAAUUCACUGGUCCAAAAGCUCCAUUUCUUAAUGUGUUUUUUGCAGAAUGCUGCCAGUAAUGUUUUUCUUUUGCUCAGUCUAUCUCACUACAGAAAAUGUACAACAUGUCUGACAAACAUAUUUAUUAGUAGAUAUGAUUUUGGAUCUGAACUUUUCCCAGUCUGCAGCUCACAUUGUGGUAUGGUCAUAGUACAACAAAAGGAAAGGAUGUUUAAACUUUUUUUGGGCGUCAUACAUGAAAAGUAUCUUUAUUUCCAUCGAGCUUAAUUACUAAGAAAUUGUUACCACUAUUAAUAAACCUACAUGUUCUGAAAGUUCGGUCUCUUGCUCUCUUUGCUUAUGAAUCGGACACUUUCCCUUUCUUUAGUCCUUCCACGGUUCCACCUCACUUUGACUUCAUCCUUUGAUGGUGUUUGUAGGUAUGUAAGAGUGGUCAUAAUGUUACUUAAAGGAGGCCUCAACUUGCACCAAAUACAUGGGCAUGUGCAACAGCAACUUAUGUAGGCAAUCAGGUGUUGCUCCCAUUGAUUAAGGAGAGUGUUCAGUACAUUAAAAUCCAGUACAGGAAAAGAACCGGGCUUUACCCCUUUCCAUUGCAAAGAACGGAAAUACAACCAGUUCAAGCGAGAAAGACAGGAGGAGGGAAAGAGGUAUAGCGAGUUCUAGCACUACCAGGAAACCCACCAUACUCGCUCGCCGUCGAAACGAGUAUCAUGGGGCGAAAACCUGGAUAGCACGACAUAACAUCUAGCCUAUUACAUUCUCAAAAGAUCAGACUAAGUAUCAAAACACAGCCGCGUGCCAAGCAGACAGAAAGCAAUCUUCUCCGGGAAGAAGCAGCAUCGAAAUCGCGCGCCCGACAACUCUUCAUCCAGCGCAACUCCAGAAACAUCAAGCACCUUGGAUUGGUUGCUUGACAGAACCACACAUCUUCAUCAGCUGCAUUGUGCCAGCCCUGAUCAUCUCAGCUCCAGUGCGCAGCUCCUUGGCGUCCUCUCCUUGCUGCAGCCCUGUCCAGUAAAGUAGAAAAGAGCAUAGAGAAAACACAAUCUCAAAAGGAGUCUUGAUUUGUUUCUUUUCAAAAGUAGCUCGAUUGCGUGCCAGCCAAAUGGCCCAACAUGUGGCCGCUAAGCCCAUUGUAUAAAACUUUUGCUUCCCAGGAAGAAAUUUGUGGCACCACACGAAGUAUUGCCAGUAAUUCGACAGGCAUCUAUCAGUGCCAAGAACUACUCCAAUAGAUCACCAGACAAUUCUGGCCACGGGACAAGUAAAGAACAGGUGUUGCACCGUUUCCACUUGUUUGCAGAAAGAGCAACAGGGAUUCCCUGGCCAUUUCCUCUUGCUCAUCACUUGCCUAGUAAGAACUGCGUCCUGUGACAUUUGCCAUAGGAAGAUUUUGAUUUUUAGAGGGAUCUUGGCUUUCCAAAUCCAUCUAUAAUGGCACCCACUUAGAGGUUUCUCCAACAUCUUAUAAACUGACUUAGUGGUGAACUUGCCAUUCUGAUUUAGUCCCCAAAAGACACGAUCACUCCUCUCAUCAAGGGGAAUUCUUUUAACUAUAGCACGCAUAUCUACCCACUGUUUGAACAGCUCAGGGGUAAGCCUGCGUCUGAAUAUAGAGGUGUCAUCAAGUUCAUCUCUUUUGUCCAGGGUGCUCGUUGGAUAAUUGCAGAUCUCAAAUAAGUGCGGAUAUUGAUCCUGAAAUGGGAUCAGCCCAUUUAUUGGAUCUUUCCAUAGUCUAAUCAAGUUCCCAGCACCAGUCUCAAUCUUUCUGCCCAUCAUAUAGAUGUUUUUAAUCUUAAGCAAGGCUUUCCAACAGGGCGAGUCAGAGAAUUUGGGAGAAACUUCCGCAACAGACUUGUUGCGAAGAUACCUGGCCCGGACUAUAUCCUGCCACAGUCCAUUUUGUGUCUCUAACUUCCACCACCAUUUAACCAUGAGACUAAUAUUUUGCUUACGAAGAUCUUUUAUACCUAAACCCCCUUUGUCUUUGGAUCUACAUAUCUUGCUCCACUUAACAAGAUAGUAUCUCCUUUUUUUGUUGCAGCCUUGCCAAAAGAACUUGCGUCUGUGUUUAUCUAGCCUCUCAAUGAAAGUUUUAUUCAUGAGCCACAUAGACAUGUGAUAGAGAGAGAUCUGUGUGACGACAGAAUCAAGUAGAGUGUGUCUCCCCCCCCCCCCCCCAUUGAGGCAGCGUUGCCAAUCCAGGCCUCGAACCUCUUCAGGUAUUUACUAACAAUAAACUCCCAAUCGGACGUUCUUAGAUUAGCGUAGCUCACAGGCAUCCCCAAGUAUUUGAGUGGGAAACUGCCAACCUCACAAUUAAAGAUUUCUGCAUAUUUAUUCACCACACUUUCAUCUCCACCCACAGUGAGAAUCUCACUUUUCUGAAAGUUAACUUUCAGACCAGACAUCAUCUCAAACAUAUACAGCAGCAACUUCAGGUUGACUGCCUUAUCAAUAUCAUCUUCAAUGCAAAUGAUUGUAUCAUCCGCAUAUUGCAGGACCGCCACCCCAUCAGGAAUAAGGUCGGCAGCCAAGCCCACAAUAAGUUUGUUUUUUGGGCAUUUUUGAUCAUUUUGGUGAGGCAUUCAACGGCUAGAUUGAAUAGGAAAGGAGAGUGUGGGUCCCCCUGCCUCACCCCUUUUUUGCUUUGAAAAUGCGGCCCAACACUACCAUUAAGCUUGAUGCUAACUGUCCCAUUAUGCAGUAUCUGUUCAAUCCAUCUGCACCAAGUAUCAUCAAAGCCCCGCAUCUUGUGGCAUUCUAGGAGAAAGUCCCAAUUCACCUUAUCAUAGGCUUUUUCAAAGUCCAACUUAAGGACAAUCCCCACUUUUUUCUUAACAUAAGUGUAGUUAAGAAUUUCAUGGAGGGACAAAACUCCGUCCAUGAUAUUUCUUCCUUUUACAAAGGCGUUCUGAGUAGGGCUAAUGAGUUUGUUUGCAUAUAUAGCAACUCUUCGGUCGAGGACUUUGGUAAUCAGCUUAUAUGGGCAUCUCAGCAAGCAAAUAGGCCUGUACUGCUGGAUUUUCUCGGCUCCAGAAACUUUGGGAGCAGAGUAAUAACUCCAUAAUUAAGCCUCUGGACAUCCAACGUCCCUUGAUGAAAAGCUUUAAAAAGGGCCAUAAUGUCGUCUUUAACGACAUCCCAGCACACCUGAUAGAACUCAGCAGGGAUAUUAUCGGGUCCAGGGGCUCUAUUAGGGGCCAUAUCAAAUAGCCUCUUUGACCUCCUGUUCUGUAAAUUCUCGGCAAAGAUCCUUAUUAUCUUUUUCAUCUAAUUUCUCCUCAGUCGACCAGGUUCCCGAAUCAAGAUGAAUCUGGUUACCAGGGGCUGGUCCGAACAGUUCUUUGUAAAAUUCAGUGGCAUGUGCAAUCAAAUUGUUCGUGCCUUCAAUCACUGUCUCUCCCGCUUUAAGUGAUUGGAUUGUAUUUUUACGUUUUCGUCCAUUAGCAAUUUUGUGAUAGUAGUCAGUAUUCAAGUCUCCUUUGAGAAGCCAGCGCUCAUGAGACUGUUGAAGCCAAAAGAUUUCCUCAUUCACUAGGAGCUCAUAGAGCUCAGCGUUGAUAUCCACUUUUCCACUAUAUAAGUCAGGAGGUAACAUAUCUUCUUCUUCCAGUUCCUCCAGCAUAGCUAGUUCCAUACGUAAGUCCUCUUUUCUCUUCUUAUCGUGACCAUACUUAUCUGAACCCCAACCUUUAAAAUAUGUUUUGAAUCUUCUCAACUUGAUAUUCAGGACAUCAAUAGGAUCUGAUGAAGCAACUUUCCUAGCCCAAAUUUUCCCCACAGUGGGUAGGAACUUGUCAUCAUUGAUCCAGGAUAGAUCAAAACGAAAUUCACGAGGUUUCGGGGCUUCGCGCCCUUCUUCCCCGGAGGACAACAGUAGUGGAUUAUGGUCAGAAAUCUCCCGAACUAAUUUCCUCACAGAGACCAGUGGGAAGAUAUCUUCCCAGCAUUCAGACAUAAGAAUUCGAUCUAGCUUCUCAAGAGUGGGAUGCGUCUGAUUGUUGGUCCAGGUAUAUUUACCCCCACUGAUAUGAAUCUCUCUAAGAGCUAGUGUAUUGAUAAUGGAGUUGAACAGGUCAGUGGCUUUGUUGUUCACCAUCUUCUUAUUCUUCUCCCCCGCAUGUCUUAGGAUAUUAAAGUCUCCCCCCACUAUGUAGGGCACGGUCAUGCCACUACAAAAGGAUGCCAGCUCAAUCAGGAAAUCAUUUUUGAACUCAUCAUGUGCCGAUCCAUAAACUACCAGCAAACCCCACUGUAUUUUUUUUUGUCAUACAGUACUAGUUGUAACACAUAUUUGCCCUUAGCACAGGAUACUAUAUCAAGAGUAUCUCUCCUCACACCACACAAAAUGCCCCCAGAUUUGCCAAUAGAAGGCACCCAGUUCCACUUGAACAUGUCAAAGGGGUCAAUUCUUCUCAAACACUUAGGUGUGAACUCUUUCUUCAUAGUUUCUUGCAGACCCAGGAAGUCAGGGGAAUGGUCACUAAUCAUGUCUGAGAGGCAGGUGGCCAUCCCUUUCUUGCCCACCCCUUGACAGUUCCAAAUGAGUCCUCUCAUUUGGAACGUUUUUUGUGGAAUUUGGCCCGAGUAACCCUACCAGGAGACGGGGCAGGGUUACCUAACAAAUCUUUCUCAGAAUUAUUUCUUUUCUAACUCCUAGUCACAGGCCUAGGAAUUUUGACAGCAGAUUUGCUAUGUUUUUUCUUCUUAGUUUUAACAGAAGAGAUAUGUUCAUAUAUAUGUUCUUCCUGGUCCAAUCAUUCUAAAUUCACAGGGGUGUUCCUACCCAAACCGUCUGUCAUAAUCAGGUUAUCUUGCACUUUUUCAGUGUUGUUAUCUUCCUUUUUAUCUUCUAAUUCUUUUCGGGCGUAUUCAAGCUCUCUAAUAAUGUCAACAACAGCGAAAUUAUCAUUGGGUAUGUCUACCCCUAUCUUAUUAGCUCUACUAAUCAACUCGUUGUCAGAAAGUACAUCAAAGGAAUUUUUGAAAGCAGGAGUAUUGUUACCUUCCAGAUUUUUCUUACUAGCCAGUUUCUUGGCCUUGUCCUCAACCUUGUCCUGCAUUCCAGAGGCGUUACGCUUGCUGAAUCUCAGUGGGGCUUCAGGCGCUAGUGGAGGGGUAAGAAUGAUCUCCUCAACGCUUUCAGAAGAUGGGAGUUGUACCAUAUAGCUGCAUGAAGUCUUUAGCCCAGGGUCCACCUCACCAGUUACCUCCACAAUCUGAGAAGGGUUAGUAGCAGUUUGACAGGCCGAAGCAAUUUUAUUAUGUAUGACUUUUUUCACCUGUAUAUCUUGAACAGUAGUCUCCAUGACAUCAGGAUUCCUAGGGACAAUCCAGUUAGAGGAAUCUACGUCAUCUUCUUUCAUUUUUUCCUCAAUUUCUCUCUGCAACGUUUCAAUAAGUAAAGAAUUAUCCCCAUCACUUUCAGUAGAAGGAGAUCCCUCCUUCUCAUCGUAUAGCAGGCGACAGGCCUUGCCACCACGAUAGGAACCCCCAAUGUUGCCACGUCCAGCUGACUCAGGCUGCGGCAUCCCUUUCUCUUGUUCAGUACGUUUCCUCUUAGGGGUCUGAUCUGGCUUGGUCCUUUCAUCAGGAAUAGGAUCGACAGUUUCUGCAUUCACAGGAUUUUUAACCAAAACCUCCUCAACUUCAUAAGUGAACCUGUAGAAACGUCCUGCAAGCACCCCUUCAGCAGUAGCAGGAAGUUGAGCUAUCGAUCUACAGCCAAUUUUAGCUCUGACAGAAGAGGGACGAUUUACAGUUGACAUAUCAACUUCCAGGGUAAUUCCAACUGACCCUCCCACUUAAGCAACAGUUUUAUCACAUCUCUUGUUAGGUGGAAUUUUCCCAAUCCUAACCCAGGCAAUCUCUAACAGUCCCUCAGAAUCAAUAUCCUCAGACCAGGGAGAGAACUUGACACUAACCCCACAAUUUUUCAGCUUAAUAUUUUCAACAAAAAGAGCUCUGUCAACCUCUCUAGGAUUCGUCAUUCUCAUGACAAACUUCUGUGGAGCAAAAAAAUCUAGCACCAACAUACACACUUAGCUCAUGCUCAAUAUCUUUGGUCUGAGCAGAGCCAUCAGUAAUGGUGACAACAAUAUUGAAAACGUUUUCCCUGCUCUGCCUAUCCACGCUGUAGUCAGGAAUGUAAAAGAAACCCUGACCCUUAGUUUGAAAUGCACACAUCACAGGUGUGUGAUCCCAAGGGAAGAACUCAUUGCAGACAAUGGAUAGGUGACCUCUUUUCUUACAUCUCUCACAGAAAGCUUGAGGGCAUCUAACAGUAAAAUGCCCAGGUAGAUGGCAGUUCUGACAAGCAUCACAAGGGGGAGCGAUAAUACCAGAGGAGGAGUACUUGCGGUUCACAGCAGAGACGUUGUUCUUGUUGAAGACGCGGUGAGCCUUGUCGCUUCCGCUGUCUCCACCACGCAUCUCUUGACGGUGGGGAGGAGCUGCCUGCCGCCCCUCAGUCGCUGCCGGCUCUUGGGAGUCCUGCAGGUCACCGCCAUCCCCAUCCCAUCUGGAUUGCCGGGUCCGGUUCGCAUGCAGACCGCCGGCCGCCUCUUCCCACUUGUCGUUGGUAGUGGAAGAGCUCCCCAUCUCCGUCUUGCGCUUCCAGACGUGGGAGUCGAAGCCGCGGCCGCGGCAACGAUCGAAACGCCCAGCGCCGCGCCCCUUGCGGCCCGCACCGAAUCCAUCCCCUCUCAUCUCAACAGGCGGCUUCUCUUUGGAUCUAGCAGUAGGAUUCGCGAAAGAUCUAACAGGUGGCUUCUCUUUGAAUCCAGCAAGGGGGUUUGUGGGGGGUUGAGAUGCAACUACUUGAGCAAAGGAACGAAAGUCGCCAUGGAUUUUGCCAUCCCACCAGGCGAAGUUUGGAUGAACCCUAUAUCUGGCGAGAGGCGGCGCGCUCCAGAAGUGGGCGAGCCCCUCGUCGAGAUCCAAAAUGGGAGAAGGGGUGGCAACCGUAUGCUUUAUACCCGCGGCGCCCCCAGAAACCCUAGCUCCAUCGCUCUCAUGGCGGUUCGAUCUCCCCUCACCUACGUGUCGCGCAUCCGUCUCAUGGCGGACCGGUCCACGCCCAAGGACCCCGGGUCCAUCUGUCAUAUGUGGCGCUCGGCGGCGCACGUCCAGAUCCGCACGUACGCCCCCGUGUACCGUGCGCCCGUGUGUAAGGCCACGCGGCGGCGCAUCCUCGCCGGAAUUUCCGCCGUUCGCCGGAGAUCUGUCACAUACCCUAGCAAAGUGGCAAGGAAACGCGACAAUAUCCCCGAUGUCGAUCCACUCACCGGGCCGAAGGUAGCCUGCAUCCACCGUGUGCCCCCUUGUGUCGAGCAGCACGAUCCGGAGAGCCUCCCCGCGCAGCCAUAGCUCGCCGUCGUCGAACGUGAUGUGUCGCGCGGUCAUGAGGUCCGCCGCGAAACGAACCCUCCAGCGCACGUCGCUCAUGGCAUCCUUAACGGAGCCCUCCAGCCUUCACGUCGCUCAUGGCAUCUAUAGUUUUGCUUGCUCGGAACUUGCUGCAUUUGGAAGAAAUUCCGAGAUAGCUUGUUCUCCGCGGAACUUUGCAAGGCAUGGACGCUAUCCGUUCAACCGAUUAUCCCCCCCCCCCCCCCCCCCCCCCCCCCCCCAACAAAGUAGUGCACCCCUAUUAUCCUAACAUGAAUUUUAAAUCUGUGGAGAGCCGCAUGAUUGUUUAGUACUCCAAGAGAAUUAAAUGCGCCAUGGUAAUUCAAAUUUUGAUACAUGCUUUUGCAUACAUAAUGACGAUUAUGCUCCAUUAUAUCCAUUGAAGUAGUGGCAAACUCGUUACUGCAGCCUGUUAAAAAAAAGGGCAAUGAAUUCUUGGCUCAAGUGUAGGAUCAGGAAAAUGAGACUGACAGUAGGCAAGAUGAAUAUGUGUUGCUUCUGUUGGAACCAAAUCCUUAGCCAUGACAUGCAUCAUCAGUUUACUUACACUAUGAGAAAAAAAUAUUCACAGCUUUUGGCAUAAAAACAUGCAUAUGUUUCUCACCACGACUGAACUAAUGGGAAUGAUGAACUGAUAAACCCUUAAUAAAACAUGCAGUCGAUCCAGCAUACAACUUCAAAUCUGCAGGAGUUCCAGUCCAUGAAUUCAUUUCUACUGGAAAAACAUGUUUUGCAUCUCAUGUUUGCUGAUCAAAUAGACAUGUUAAAUCCGAAAGAAAUCAUCGAAUCCCUGAAUUCAAAUCGGAAGGAAGGACUUGCUCUGCCUCCCUAGAGAAUGGAUGACAAAGUUAACUACAAAUCAACUCACUGUAAGUCCAUUAUUAUAACCAUGGAGGAGUCAAGUUUAGCACUAUAAACUACAAUAUCAUGAUGGGAAAUGUUAGUAUCCACUUCUGAUUUCAAAAAAGGUAUGCAACAUGUGUAUUUUCCAUCAACAUCGACAUCGACAUCUGAAGGACCCUAGGAAAAUUACCUGACCGCAAACAUCAUGCUUCAAAUAUCAAAUCUUAGAGAAGAACAUUACCUGAUCAGAAUGCCUAUAUGUCCAUAAUUUAUGAGAAAGAAAAGAAACAAAAUUUACAGUAGCAAGGAUAGCUGCAAUGGUCAUGUUCAAGAAGUAGGAGGUUGCCGUUGUAGCAGCAGCAGAACCUUGGUACAAUAUAGACGAUGUUGUCGGUGUCGACCUGACCAUCCGUAAGAAAUGUCGCACUGCAUAGAUGUUCAAUAUUUAUUGUUUGCUAAUUAUUAAAUAAGCCAAAUCUGACCAAAUGUGUUGAUCUUCGAGGAGAAAAUUCAAGGACCCAAAUAUGCAAUGCUACACAACUAAAAAGAUUAACCUUAGAAUUGUGAUCUUACAAUGCAAAUAAGCAAUACCUGACAGCUGUCAAAAACGACAUCCUAGUUCUAAAAUUAGUAGCAGUGCUUUCCUUCUAAACCAACUGUGCCUAUUUAAAUCAGCCAUGACAAAGCUUAGGGUCCUAAACAACAUUAUCAAUCAUGGAGAAUCAGAAUCAAGAACAUUACCAUAGUACUGGAGUUCUCUUCCUCCCUUGAAAUUAACAAAAAGAGUAUAUAUUAAAAAAAUCCUUGGAUCUGAUACAUAGAGGGCAGUAUCAACGUACUUGCAGUUCUCACUCACAUUUCCAAACUACAUCAGAAAUUUCACAAGGCGCGUAGAGCUGUUCCAGUGAAAAAACAAACAAAAAGCUUCUAUGGGAGAUCACAAAAAGAGAAACAUUCAAGUAACAAUGAAUGACAGACUGAAAUGCAAAAGAAUGAAUUAGAAUCGUAAUUUACAGUCCCUAGCAACUGCAACAAACUGUAGUUCUGCAAGUAAGUACAUCUAUCCUCUUACAUAAAUAUACAUCUAUCCUAGAUAAAUAUUUUCCGAACCUAUCCCUUUUUCCCUGAAGCCAAGAAUCAAAACAGCAUUACGUAGGUCUUUCUAAACUGACACCAUACGUGUUAGCAAAGACAGGACUGUAUGUGAAAGCAUAUACCUAUAAGUUCUUAGCGGCAAGUAUUAUAUGUGAAAAUUGGAAUAAAUUCGGCUAUUGUGUUGAUUUUUUUUUUCAGAAAUUGAACUGUUAAAGGGAAAAAUAUCUCAUCUCUUGAUCUUUAAAGCCUUUUCCACUACGGUCAUGUUCAAUAAACAUUGAAUAUUUAACAUAACUUGUAUUCUAUCUCAAACAAGAAUUGAACAAUAGAUCUAUUACUCAUUCUUACAACAAAACUGACUGCCAUACAAAAUAACAGGCUACAGCAAAUCUUGUGACAGAAGCUAGAUAGUAGAAAUCUUACAUCUUUUUCAAGGCAAUGGCCGUUGUUGGCUUGGAGCUCCUGAACCUGUUGUCCGCAAGAGUCCACCUCAAAUAUCAGCCUCUUGUUAUCGUCACAGACUUACAGUAGUCGAUCUCCCCUGAAAUCCUCCUCAAGGGACAGAGUAUGUUUAGUUGAGAAAAGUGCGAUAAUAAGUAUUGGGCGAGUAUGUUUAGUUGCAGUAGAAAGAUCGAGCCUAGGAGCAUCUAUUUUGUGUGUCGUUGUGUAUUGCAGCUGUAUAAAAUUGACCAAUUCUGGGCCUGAGCUACAUAGCGGUCUUGUUGGCUGGCUGUGGCGCGCAGCUGGGACAUCGCUGGGAUAGCGAGAUUGCAGCAGCCUACAUCACGUGGAGACGGUGGAGGGGAGGUAUGGCGGCUGCGCGCCGAGGUAUGAACCGACGCCGGACGCCAUCACCGGAGCAAUCACACAGGCCGCCCCCUGCCAUCUGUCCUUAUCCUCCUUCCCUCCGCCCUCUCUCUCUCUCCUACGCCCCACUGCCCAUGCUCGUUUUCUUCUCCUUCCUUCCCAUCUCUCUCCCCUGCAUCUCGCUUUCUCUCAAUCCCUCUCUCUCGCUCGUCGCCUAUCUACAGGAGCUUGCCGCCGCCACCGGAUCCCGGCCCUACCGCUUACUGGAGAUCAUGCCGCCGCCGCCACCCGGUUCCCCCUGCCCCGUGCACUGUGGAGUGGGAGGGAGAGGGCAGCGAGCAGGGGAAUCUUCGAGCAGCAGCACACGGGAUCAGCGGCGCCUGGGGUCACCUGGUGGAGGCUCGAGGGUGGCUGGGGCGGCGGCGCUCAGGGUCCAGGGGAGUGCGGCGGGCGAUGCCCUUGGGACAGCGAUGGGGAAUUUCAGCAGCGGGCAAGAGUCCCGGCGGCACCAUGGUAGCAGGGGCGGUGGGAGCCGCCAACGGCCACGGCGUUGGUGGCGGCGCGCGGCGACGGGGGGAGAGGGGGGCGGCCGGCGGGAGGUGGCGAAGCGCUCGAGCCUGGAGGUCGAGAUGAUAUCGGGAGGCAGGGGAUUUUUUUUCUUUUAUCUCAAACCGGUUCGGUUAACUUUAGAUUUAGAUUAGGGAGAAAUUUAAAAAGACUGCGGGUUGUAUUACCCUAAAUCACAUGGACGUUUUUGAAAAAGCGCCGCGACGGUGAACCCGACAAAGUCAAUCCGUGCUUUAUUAUUAGGGAAAGAUGUGCCUAAUGUUUUUUUUCAGGUUUCUAAAAACUAAUAAAUGCUGCACUCAAAUCAGUUAGGAGGCUGAAGGUAGUAGCUUAGUGAACUCUCAUUUCCGGAAAAAUCUGGAGAUGUCUUGGUAUGGAGUUUCGUGAUCAACUUGCUCCAGCAUAGUUAGUCUUUGUAGAAUAAUUGUUUGUCAGUAACUAUUCUAUACAUGUGUUUGAUUGGUUGUGCAAACAUGCAUGCAUUGUUCUGUGGAAAUUGCUUUAUCCGGUCUGUUCUUUAGCAAUGUUUCCAGUUGUUAGAGUUAACCUUGUUGUAUAGGUGUUCAUCGUGUUUAUUUCGUCGCGUGAGUUGAGUCAUGCAUGUAGUCGUGUCCAUCCACUAGGUGCGGCAGUGUACUCACGUAAAGUUGAGAUCAUGUGUGUGCAGGCAAGCUAGUAUUGGGUCUGCUUAGUUAGAUGAGUUAGUCAAAUGCAUGGACGUGUUAGUUAGUGGCUGCAUGGAUAAGGUGUUAGCUAGCCCGGAGAGAUUCUAGGGUAGUUAGCCGGGUGUGGGUUACGUGGUGUUAGGGCAUCUCCAUUGUUGGGCGCUUAGGCCAGGCGCCAGGUUCGUAAUCCCGGCAGAUUAGCGGUUGCCGGGUGUAAUCUUGGUGUCAACCCUGGCAUCGACGCCAAACCAUGCACCCGGCGCUUGGUCAUUUUUCUUCCAGUACUUAGCGUCCAUGUCGUUUAGUUAAUUAGCGUCUAGCGUUGAGGGAUGAGGCGCUUAGGUGUGUUUCAGAUUUUUAUUUAUUUAUUAUUUUGUCUAUAAGCGCCUAUGUAAGCUCCUAGCAUUGUAGAUUCCCUUAGUUGCCGGACUUUCCGGCUAGUUAGUUGGGUGCGUGAGGCCAACUCCUUGUGUAUAUAAGUGUUGCAUUGAGUUAAUGAGAAAGAUUAAGGCCGUGAGGGCUGGGUAAAACAAUCUAGUGUAUGUGUGUCUUGCCGGGAGUAGAAAGCAAAGCUAGUCUCUCUCCACGGUGAGGUGUGUGUGUGUGAGUUUGAGUUUUUCUCACCGUGUGCGUUCGUGUGUUCUUGAGAGAAGAACGAAGCAACAGAGAAGAGAGAGUUGAGUUGUGUGAGAUAGAGGAAGAAGUUGAGCGGCGCUGCAACGCGAGGAUGCGGCGCCAACAAUUGGCAACAGAGCCUUGUUGAUCCGAGGCGACGGUGGCGGCGCGGUGGACUCCAUGUGAAGGGGACGUCGGCGGCGCAAGGUGGACGUCGUUGGCGGCGCGAUGCUGCUAGCGGCCGGUGCGUUUCUCCAUCAUCGUCGAGCUGUAUCACGAGCGAUGGAGAGAGGUGUGCUGCCCGGUAAGUUGCGACACCGGCGGCAAGCAGGUGAUGGCCAUGGAGCGGAGGCCAUUGCCACGAGGAGUUCCAUGUCCGAGUCGGCGACAAGGUGUGUCAUCGUCGGCAACAUGGAGGUGAGUCAACGGCGAGUUGCGUCACCGGCGACGAACAUGGAGGCGAGUCACCGGCGAGUUGCGUCACCGGCGACGAACAUGGAGGCGAGUCACCGGCGAGUUGCGGCACCGGCGACGAACAUGGAGGCGAGCCUGUUGUGGCGGCACGGUGAAGGCACGAGAGGUGUCCCUCUCAACGAGGCCAGCGGCGACGGCGACAAUCGGCAUGACAAGAUGACAUUGGCGGUCAUCUGCGUGUUGCAUCGACGACAUCGACGACCACAAGCUUCAAAAGAGGAAUAAGUGACAACAAGGUUAAGGGGGUGAUUGUUAGAAUUAAUCUUGUUGUAUAGGUGUUCUCGUGUUUAUUUCGUCGCGUGAGUUGAAUCAUGCAUGUAGUCGUGUCCAUCCACUAGGUGCGGCAGUGUACUCACGUAAAGUUGAGAUCAUGUGUGUGCACGCAAGCUAGUAUUGGGUCUGCUUAGUUAGAUGAGUUAGUCAAAUGCAUGGAUGUGUUAGUUAGUGGCUGCAUGGAUAAGUUGUUAGCUAGCCCGGAUAGAUUCUAGGGUAGUUAGCCGGGUGUGGGUUACGUGGUGUUAGUGGCCGGACUUUCCGGCUAGUUAGUGGGUGCGUGAGGCCAACUCCUUGUGUAUAUAAGUGUUACAUUGAGUUAAUGAGAAAGAUUAAGGCCGUGAGGGCUGGGCAAAACAA